UCUCUUCAGUUUCAACUUUGCGUCCAAGUUCCUCAUUGUUUAUCAUUUUUUCCUUGCAGAAUGAUGCUAAGAGCCUCGUCCCUUUCUUGUUUAGUCUUCUCCAGUAAUGUCCUUUGUUUCGCCAAAGCUUAUUUACCUUCUUUCCUUAGUCUCUCUUCCUUACCGAAGACUGCUUCGUACUCUUGCGUUUAAAGUAAAAGUAAACAAUUCUAAGCAAACAAAACAAAAAUAGAAGAACAUUCUCAAUACAGACAUGUGAAUGGUCUCAACGGCUGUGUUUUCAGGUUUGAGCUGUAGGAUCUUCACGUUUAAGCUUAUUUUUUUUAGUUGAAUUGUGGAGAUGGUGAUGACUAUAUUCAUAUGAUUUGCAGGUUUAAGGUUUAUACAUUCGAAUAAUCGAUAUAGUUACGAUAUUCUUGAGCGUAAGAUUAGAAACUAAAAUAUUUUUUUCUUGAAGAUUAGGAAUUAAAUUAUUUGUUGUUAAAAUAAGUUUAACUAUUUCCAAUGCCGAUUUUUGAGUACAAUAAGGUACAUUAGUUACGAUUAGGAAUAUUCAUAAAUAAAUUUGGGAUUAUUAAAAAACUAUCCUCUUAAAUUAAAAUUGCCAUAAAUGUAGGAUGUAUUUGUAAAAAAAAAAAGCACUUUUUAAACUGUGGUUGCUUCUUUGUUGAAAAAAAAAAAACUGUGGUCAAGAUUUGACAUGGAAAUAUGGAAUAUGAGAAUUUUUUUUUUUUUUGUAAAAAUAUAUGAGAAUAUAUUGUUAGGUAUUUUUCAUACAUAUUGAUCGAUAUAUGUGAGAUAUUGGUCAAUGAUUAUUACUUAUUAGUAUAUUUAGGUUAAACAAAAUAUAUUAUUUCCCUAUUAGAAAAUGAUAAAGUUAUGACAAUUUUAAAUGAUUGACAUAUGAAAACAUAAUAUAAUAACAUAAUAUGAUUCAUGUUCGAUGUCUAGAAAUGUGCAGAUAAAUUAUGAUUCAUGUUUGUUGAGAAUAAUUUUGUUUCGGAAAAUGUUGCAUAUAUUUGUUCAAAAAAAAAUGUCGCAUAUUUUUAGCAGGCUGGGACGAAGAAGAGUCUGAAGAACAGAAGAAUCGAAGAGAACAAUAGAAAAUCCAAUUUGUUUUCAAAAACAUUUUGUAUCCUAAAUGAUAGAGGGGCGGGUCCCACCAUUUAAUACCACAAAAAAGAUCACGAUGAAUAUAUUUAUAACAAAAAAAUAUAGAUUUAAAAAUAUUCCAGUGGCAAUGUCUUGUAAAUAUUGUUGAAAUAGGAGGGUACCUCAAAAAAGGGUCUUCUGUUUUAAUAGUAUUGAUUCUGGUUUUUAUUAUCUCCAUACUAAAUCCCUGAUAGACCAAUUGAUAAAUUAUCUUACUCUAAGCAGCUCGAGAUAUUGGCUCCGACUGGUGACAUGUAGUAUUAAAGCCGAGUUGCAGUAUGAUUUGUAAUUCGAUGUAAGUUGCAGUAAAAAUUAUGUGGUAUAAACUGUAAGUUUAUGUGGUAAGUUCGCAGUAAAAAUAAGAGUAAUCAUUUUUUAAAAACUAUUGACUGGUAACUUUUUUGAUGUAUAAGUUGCAGUAUGAAUUUCUUAAUAAAAUAAAUGAAUAUAUAAACAUAUUAAUAGUGAUAUAUUUAUUAAAAACAAAUAAACCAUUAAAUAUUUAAAAAUGUUUUAAAUAAGUAUUAAAUUUGAAAAAUAAUUUUCAAUAUAUAUUAUUUCUAAAUAUUAUAAUCGAAUAAUAAUAUUUAUUCUAAUAUAAAUAAUAAAAAAAUGAAAUAACAAUAAUUAUAAAAUGACCUUUAAAUUUAAAAAUCCAAUAAAAUAUUUUUUUUUUUAUAAAUGUUCAUUCCAAAUCAUGUUUGCAAUCUCAUCUCGUAUGUUGUUCAUGUAUUGACCAUCAGUUGUUAUUUCUUCUUCUUCAAGUCUACUAAGCUCUUCUUCUUCAAUCCGUCGUCUUUGUUGUGCUUGACCACUGCUAUCUCUAUCUUCAAAAUCAGCAUCUGUAAUUUUGUGAUCAAACCGGUAUUGUCAUCUGCUGAAACUCCAGUAAAAUUCUUGAGCCUUUUAUACGAUCCAUACAUAUUUCUCAAUAUAUCGUAUUUGCUUUUGAAAGGCUCCCAAGAAAGGCUUAUACCAGUUUUCUCCAAAAACUCUUUACAAAUACGCUCUCUCCCUACCUCUUUCGAUAACUUUUGUCUGUAUCUAAUUUUAGCCAACUCAAUAUCGAGAAUCUCCAAGAAUACCCCAACAUGCUCAUCUUCCCAUAUAAUUUGUUUUUGUUUCUAUAGUUAUGUUAAAAUUAUUAAAAUACUAUAACUUCAUAUAAGUUAAAAUUUUGACAUAUCAAUUAUAAAGUUCACCUUACGACGUGUAGUUCCACCGCCGUCAUCAGCGCCAACACCAGCAUCAUCAACAUUUUCAUUAUUAGACAUCUUCGUCCAAAAAAAAAAAAAAUUAGUAAACAUAAAAAGGUACUCUAUUAUUUAAAACGAUCUAUAAAGCUAAUGCAAGUAAAAAAAUGAAAAUAUGAUUUUCACAUGAAGAAGACAGAAAAACUGAACAUAAGCUUAUUGGUUUCUUCAAGAAAAAAAAAUAUAUCUUUUGGAAGUAAAGACGAAGAAGAAGAUAGAACACAGACGUCAAGCUUAUUAGUUUUUGCAAGUAAAAAAUGAAAAUAACUUUUGCAAGCAAAAGAAGAAGACAGAAAAAACAUACCUUAAGCUUUUUAGGUUUUGAAAGUGCGUGAUCCACACUAACUUAGGGUCAUAUAUAUAUAUAAUUUUAUAAUUGGUAUUUUUGAAUUAUUAUAUCAUAUUAACGCUUAAGAUUUUGUUUAAUAAUUAGUUAAAAUUUUGAAUAAUUCAAAAAAUAGGAACAAAAAAGAUUAUAAAAAUCUUUGACCAGCUCAAAAUUAGGUGGACUCAACUUGGCACACGUAAGUUUUCAAAAAUCAUUAUUUUCUUUUUUAUUUUUUAAACAAAAAAAAGUAAUUAAAUUUGUAAAUCAACUUCUAAUACAUGGAAAUUUGGUUGAUGUUGGUUUAAGUUUUGAUUUAGCAAUUUUACAAAGGAUCUAAGUCAAAAUGAUACCUCAAGUACAAUACAUGUUAAAUCAAACUUAAAAUCAAAAAAAAAAAAAAUUAAUGCAUGAUUGGUAACAUUUUUGAGUUACAAUCACAAAUCAAACUUAAUCAAGUUUACCACAUGUCACCAAUCAAAGCCAUUAUAUGAAUCACAAAUAGUUCAUAUUCUAUAUAAUAUAACAAUUACAUUUUCUUUUACCAGCAAACUUUGUAUACUUACAUAUUGUUUCUUGGUAUAUAUGAUAGUUUUCCUGAAUAGAAAAAGAAACUUAUUUUUGUUUUUUUUUCUUUAUUUGUCAACAAACGUAACUAUUUAGAAGGAAAGUGGUGGAAGAAUGUUCAAAACGAUUAGACAGCUAGCUUUAUAUCAUCUCCAUAGAUAAGUAUAACAAAGUGGCUUAGAAUAGACGUAACGGACUUGGAAAUAUCUAAUGGAGGCGGCUCUGUUCCUGAUCAUUUGCUUCAUAUUAUCAUUCAUUCUCCUAGCCGCCGCCGUCAGAUCCCAACGGAGAUCCACCGCACUGCCUCCGGGACCUCCGGGAUGGCCUAUCAUUGGAAACAUUUUUCAAAUCGGAAAGGCUCCACAUCGCUCACUUGCCGACCUCUCGAGAAUUUAUGGCUCAGUCAUGAGUCUUAGAUUUGGAAGUUUAACCACAGUGAUAAUUUCCUCACCAGAGGCUGCAAGAGAGGUGCUUAAAACACAUGACCAAGUCCUGUCUGGACGAAUCAUCCUUGACCCCAUUCGUUCUAUCGACCACCAAGAUGUCUCCAUGGCCUGGCUACCUUCGACAUCCCCUCGUUGGAGGUUAUGGAGGAAGAUAUCGGCGACUCACAUGUUCUCCCUGCAGUGUCUCGACGCCACCAAGUCGGUGCGUAUGAAGAAAGUGAAUGAACUUGUAACCUUUAUGAGGGAAAUAUGCGAAAGAGGAGAGUCUGUCGACAUUGCUCGUGCCUCCUUCGUCACAUCACUCAAUAUAAUCUCAAACACUUUCUUUUCGACCGACUUGGGUAGUUAUGACCCAAGAACCUCCAUGGAACUCCAAGAAUCGGUGGUUCGUAUAAUGGAAACCAUCGGGAAACCAAACCUAGCCAACUACUUUCCGCUUAUAGGGUUUCUUGAUAUGCAAGGUAUCCGGAAAGAGAUGAAGGUAUGCUCAGAUAUAUUGUUUACGGUUUUUCAAGGGUUCAUCGAUGCUCGGAAGAAUGAGAAAUCAUCUCAGAAUGAAAUCGAUCUCUUGGAUUCGCUUAUGAAUUUAGUCAAAGAAAAUGGAUCCGAGCUCAACGUGAACGAUAUCAAACACUUUCUCUACGACAUGUUUCUUGGAGGGACUGAUACGAACUCCACCGUGGUGGAAUGGGCAAUGGCUGAGCUACUUCGCAACCCUAAGACAAUGGCUAAAGCUCAAGCCGAGAUGGACGAUGUGGUAGGUCCAAAUGGUGUUGUUCAGGAGUCAGACAUCUCUGAUCUUCCAUAUUUACAAGCAGUAGUGAAAGAGACUCUACGUUUGCACCCACCGGGUCCACUUUUAGCCCCACACAAAGCCGAGACAAAUGUAGAGGUUUUGGGGUUUCUCGUGCCUAAGAAUGCUCAAGUCUUGGUUAACGUUUGGUAUAUAGGACGAGACUCAAGCAUUUGGGAAAACGCAGAGCGGUUUGAGCCAGAGAGAUUUUUGUCAGGACGAGAAAUUGAUGUGAAAGGUAGAGAUUUUGAGCUGAUACCGUUUGGGGCUGGACGAAGAAUAUGCCCUGGAAUGUCUGUAGCUAUGAAGACAGUACCUCUCAUUCUUGCUUCUCUUCUUCAUUCUUUUCAUUGGAAGCUUCAAAACGGUGUCCUUCCUGAGGGUUUGGACAUGGACGAGAGCUUUGGUCUUACUUUGCAUAAGACCAAUCCACUUUAUGCAGUCCCCGUCAAGAAACGUGCGAAUGGUUAGUCUUAUGUAAUUUAUAUUCGCAGUAUAAAGAAAAUAAAUAAAACUACCACUCUUGUAUAGUAAAUCUUGGUUUCUUUUGUACCCUAAAUAACGAGAUAUUUUGAUUUCAAAUGUGUGAAUAAACUACUAGCAAAUUGUUAGAGCAACCUUA
Brassica rapa (field mustard) is the source of this 5158-nucleotide messenger RNA. Its product is annotated as cytochrome P450 76C4. Gene Ontology annotation, molecular function: iron ion binding; oxidoreductase activity, acting on paired donors, with incorporation or reduction of molecular oxygen; monooxygenase activity. NCBI's taxonomy places the organism in Eukaryota, Viridiplantae, Streptophyta, Magnoliopsida, Brassicales, Brassicaceae. The record is from RefSeq and is a predicted model, not a curated record.